Felis catus (domestic cat) is the source of this 1585-nucleotide messenger RNA. RefSeq names its product actin related protein 10 (gene ACTR10). NCBI's taxonomy places the organism in Eukaryota, Metazoa, Chordata, Mammalia, Carnivora, Felidae. The transcript has 13 exons. The record is from RefSeq and is a predicted model, not a curated record. Gene Ontology annotation, biological process: retrograde axonal transport of mitochondrion. Bases 126 to 1346 code for a protein of 406 amino acids.
GUCUUGUUUGCUUGGGAAGGUAGCAACCGAACUAACGUAGACAUAAUUUAUUGAGUGGAGCGGCUGUUGGUACUGGAAAUUCGAGUACAAGACAGAGCCAUUGCUCCCCAAGAGUAGGAAGUCAAAUGAGAGAAACUGCACACAUAAACAAAGAGGUGAAGCCCUAUAGGUGUGGAUUUGCUGGAGAAACUGGUCCAAGAUGCAUAAUUCCUAGUGUGAUAAAAAAAGCUGGCUUGCCUAAGCCUAUCAAAGUUGUUCAAUAUAAUAUCAAUACAGAAGAAUUAUAUUCCUACUUAAAGGAAUUCAUCCACAUACUGUAUUUCAGGCAUCUGUUGGUGAAUCCUAGAGACCGCCGAGUUGUGGUUAUCGAGUCGGUAUUAUGUCCUUCCCACUUCAGAGAGACACUCACUCGUGUUCUUUUCAAGUAUUUUGAGGUUCCAUCUGUCCUGCUUGCUCCAAGUCAUCUAAUGGCUCUUCUGACACUUGGAAUAAAUUCGGCCAUGGUCCUGGAUUGUGGAUAUAGGGAGAGCCUCGUGUUACCUAUAUAUGAAGGGAUCCCAGUACUGAAUUGUUGGGGAGCACUCCCUCUAGGAGGAAAAGCUCUUCACAAGGAGUUGGAAACUCAGCUACUGGAACAAUGUACUGUUGACACAGGUGCUGCUAAAGAGCAGAGCCUUCCCUCUGUGAUGGGUUCAAUUCCAGAAGGUGUCCUAGAGGACAUUAAAGUGCGCACUUGCUUUGUAAGUGAUCUGAAACGUGGAUUAAAAAUCCAAGCAGCAAAAUUUAAUAUUGAUGGGAAUACUGAGCGUCCCUCACCACCCCCAAAUGUUGACUACCCAUUAGAUGGAGAGAAGAUUUUACAUGUUCUUGGAUCAAUCAGAGAUUCGGUUGUGGAAAUUCUGUUUGAACAAGAUAAUGAAGAGAAAUCAGUUGCCACUUUAAUACUGGAUUCUCUUAUACAGUGCCCAAUAGACACCAGAAAGCAGCUCGCAGAGAAUUUGGUAGUCAUAGGUGGCACGUCGAUGUUGCCAGGAUUUCUCCACAGAUUGCUGGCGGAAAUAAGGUAUUUGGUAGAAAAACCAAAAUAUAAAAAAGUACUCGGCACCAAGACAUUCCGAAUCCAUACUCCACCUGCAAAGGCCAAUUGUGUGGCGUGGUUGGGAGGAGCUAUUUUUGGUGCACUACAAGACAUACUUGGGAGCCGUUCAGUCUCAAAGGAAUAUUAUAAUCAGACAGGCCGUAUACCUGAUUGGUGUUCUCUUAACAACCCUCCGUUGGAGAUGAUGUUUGAUGUUGGAAAAACUCAGCCACCUCUGAUGAAGAGAGCAUUUUCCACUGAGAAAUAAAAGUUUGAUUAAAAUUCAGCUUUGCUUCAUAUCAAGUAUCUAAUCGAUUAUAAGCAAAUGGUACAAAGUAUAUAGGAUGCUCUUAGAGAUGACUUUAUGGCAAUGAAAACAUUUCUGUAAUGACUUUUUGCAUUGCGAUUCUUUUGAAUUUUGUUUUUCUUGUGUAGUGGUAAAAUGGUAGCUGAUGCUUAAUGAAAUUUGUUGUAUUUAUAUCAAUAAAAUAUAGUAAAGCGGUUUAA